AGGCGCCGCCGGCAGAAGCCCAUCAUCUCCGAGCCGGGCCGCCGCUCCUCUGCCGCACCGGGGCCGCGGGGUGCUCUGCGCCGCUCUCCGCGCCCGCCAUGGGGCCGGGCUGAGCCGCCCGCCAGCCACAGAAGUAGGACCCAGGAUGGAGGGGAUGGCGGAGCUCAGCCAGGAGGCGGUGCUGCGCUUCCUUGGCCAGCACGGGGGCCGAGUCCGCAACGCCGAGCUGGUGGAGCACUUCAGGGGCGCCCUGGGCGGCGAGCCCGAGCAGCGGGCCCGCGCCCGCGAGCACUUCAAGCAGCUAGUGAACGCCGUGGCCACCGUCCGCACCGACCCCGCCGACGGCGCCAAGUAUGUGCACCUCAAGAAGAAGUUCAGCGCGGGACUCACGCCGCCCGAGGCGGCCCCGGCCCCCGCCGCCGAUCUGCCCCGCAUCUCGGUGACCGCGGAGCCCUGCGAUAACGUUCCGGGGACCCCCGAGGAUUUGGCCCAGCCUGGGGAGAGCGAGCUGCUCCCCGCGGCGGCGGCCGAGUCCGCUGAGCACCCCCCGGAGGAGGGCCGGGAAUCCGGCGACGGGGAGCGCCCGGCCGGGGACAGCCGGAGUGAGCCACCCAGGUCCGGGCAGGUACCAGCCCUGAGCAUCGGGGUCCGGAGGAAAAACUCGGGGCGCAACGUGCAGCCCCUGCCCCGGGCACCGCCCCCGGGGUCCAGCCAGGAGCUGGAGCUCCCGCCCCACGCCUGGGAGGACGCGGAUGGGAGCAGCUCCCCCGGGGGAGCCACCACCCCGAGGUCUACCCGCAAGAACUUCCGAGAGCUGGUGAUGGGCAACUCCCCGCAACUGAAGAGGAGCUUCUUUCCGGGGGGCAGCAGCCCGGGGAGCUCCUCCGGGGGAGGCCGCGGCAGAGGUGGAGGGGACUCGGACAGCGCCUCCCUGGCUUCGUCGUCGGCGGAGGAGGAGGGCAGCGGCGGGGGCUCCGUGACGCUGGACCCUCUGGAGCACGCCUGGAUGCUCUCGGCCUCGGACGGUAAGUGGGACAGCCUGGAAGGGCUGCUGACCUGCGAGCCCGGCCUGCUGGCCAAGCGCGACUUCAUCACCGGCUUCACCUGCCUGCACUGGGCCGCCAAGCACGGCAGGCAGGAGCUGCUGGCCAUGCUGGUCAACUUCGCCAACAAACACCAGCUCCCGGUGAACAUCAACGCCAGGACGAGCGGGGGCUAUACCGCCUUGCACUUGGCGGCCAUGCACGGGCACGUGGAGGUGGUGAAGCUGCUGGUGGGGGCCUACGACGCCGAUGUGGACAUCAGGGACUACAGCGGGAAAAAGGCCUCUCAGUAUCUUAAUCAGAGCGUCGCCGAGGAGGUCAAGAACCUGGUGGGAGCCUUGGACGAGGGUGACGCGGAGAGCGCUGCCGGCAGUGGAGGUGGGCGCUGGAGGCUUUCCAAGGUGCUCCCCUCGCAUAUCAUCACCCACAAACUCGCACACGCCCUGGAGGACGGAGGGGAUCACCACCAUCACCAUCACCACUUGGCCGAGGCUUGGGCUGGAGGCAAAGCAAAGGAUUCGGGUCGCAAAGCCUCAGUCAGCUCUAGUGGGCGGUUAAAACCCAGACUCAACAAAAUCCGUUUUCGAACCCAGAUCAUCCACACCACACCCUCUUUCAGAGACGUGGAGCAACCGCUAGAGGAGGAGGAGGAGGAGGAACGGUCUCUUAAAAGCCACGCAGCCUCCUCAUUCAAACUGAGACCGAAGUCCAACGUAUUUGGGUAAAAGUAACUUCUUUUAGAAAAUUAUAAGGUUCGUUUGCCUUCAGGAAUAGAAUAUUGGGCAUGGGCAAGGAAGUGAAACCAGAAAAUUCUGAAUUCUGUAUUCUGUACUUACAGGGUUGGAGCGGGUGGGAAGGAAGUAGUAACAGGUACCUCUGGCUCUGUGUACCUGUGCAGAUCUGCAGGCUAGCAUUCCGGGGGAAGUGGAUUUCUUUUUAAUUGGUUUCUCAAACCCUGACCUGCGCCUCUUUUCCCCACUCUUCUCUUCUCCCCUGGAGUCCCUGUUUCUAUGGACUAGAAACGUGUCUAAAUUGGGGGGACCAUUCAGUGGUCUUUGCUUUAAACAUUGUCUGAUGCCAUGCAAAGGAAGGAAUUUUUUUUAAAUGUAUUUGUUUUUAAAAGUUGGUUACUUUUCCAAAAGUAACAAGAAAUGCAAAUUGUAACUGGUAGUCUUUGUAAGUGUGAACAAAACCACAUGCUGCCCUGUUUAUUUACUAAUUGCGUUUGAUUAUUAAGGUACUACUGAAGGUCAGGUCAAAGUUGAAAUGCAGAAGUACAAAGAAUAAUGUGAAUAAAAGUGGGAAUCCUGUUUGUAUUAUAAGUAACAGUGGAACUUGUUUUAAAAAAAGCAAUUUCAGUUUUAAUCGCUGGUCUGAAGAAAGGCAACAUUCACUUUUGAGUUAAUCUGUAGUUUGGUUUCUGUUUAACUAUCUCUCACACCACUACACUUGGUAUUAAGUUUUUUUUAUUAAAAGAUAAGAACACUCUGCAUCCUGCAGUACAUUUAAAUAAAAUAAUUGCCUCUUGUUCUGAUUUGCAUUACUUAUUUUGCUGUUCUGAAAGUUUAAAUUUGCCAG
Trichechus manatus latirostris (Florida manatee) is the source of this 2621-nucleotide messenger RNA. RefSeq names its product sosondowah ankyrin repeat domain family member C (gene SOWAHC). NCBI's taxonomy places the organism in Eukaryota, Metazoa, Chordata, Mammalia, Sirenia, Trichechidae. Bases 146 to 1768 code for a protein of 540 amino acids. Gene Ontology annotation, molecular function: protein binding. The record is from RefSeq and is a predicted model, not a curated record. The transcript is spliced from 2 exons.